UGCCCAUACUUAUAUAACACUGUUAAUACCAACAAUAACAGUGAAAAAAAAGAUUAAACUUUAUUACACUGGAGAAGGUGACCUUGAAGUAACAGCAGUAAUAAAGGAAAUAAAAACGAGUGGGGCAAAUAUCUAUAAUAAUCAACUUACCAAA
Messenger RNA from Entrophospora candida, 154 nucleotides. Lineage: Eukaryota; Fungi; Glomeromycota; Glomeromycetes; Entrophosporales; Entrophosporaceae. The record is from the annotation of a GenBank genome assembly.